UGAUAGCUCUGCUGAUAGAGUAGGCCAAAGUCAUCAUUCGUAUAUUCCAACGCUUUUGGACAGUGUAUUUACUGAAACAAAUUUAAUUCGACAUGUUGACGUCUCUUAGACGAGCUUGCAAUUUAUCGGCUCUAAAAAGCCUUAGAAGCUUACAAACUUCAGCUCCUCGUUCUUCGGAUGCUUUAUUUGUUCAUAGGGAUACAGAACAAGAUAAUCCCCAGAUUCCUUUUGAAUUCAAUGAUGCAAACAAAAAAAGAAUUGAAGCAAUUUUAAAAAUUUAUCCAGAAGGACAUAAAAGAGGAGCUAUGAUACCACUACUUGAUAUAGCUCAGCGGCAACAUGGGUGGUUACCUAUUUCAGCUAUGCAUAAAGUUGCAGAAAUCCUUAAUGUAUCCAACAUGAGAGUAUAUGAAGUUGCAACAUUCUACACUAUGUUCAAUCGUAGACCAAUGGGACAAUACCAUGUUCAAAUAUGCACAUGUACACCAUGCUGGUUGAGAGAUUCUGAUAGCAUAUUGAAUGUUGUCAAAGAACAAACUAAAUGUGAAAUAGGAGGAAAUUCAGAAGAUAUGAUGUUUUCAGUUUCUGAAGUUGAAUGCCUCGGUGCUUGUGCAAAUGCUCCAAUGCUACAAGUUAAUGAUGAUUACUAUGAGGAUUUAACUCCAGAAACCACCAAAGCUAUUAUUGAUGCUUUAAAAAAAGGUGAACGACCACCACCAGGACCACAAUCUAGUAGAUAUGCCGCUGAGCCAGCUACAGGUCUCACAACUCUUACCUCUCCACCACCUGACCCAACUUUUGGAUUACGAUCUGAUUUAUAAAUUGUGAAUAAUUUAUCAAAUAUUUACAAAAAUGUAUUAGAGAAGUGUUUCGUUAUAAGAGGAAGAUAAAAUUAUUAAAUAAUGACAAAUCUUUCAAAAUCUUAAAAUAGAACUGAAUGAACAAUCUAAUUCAUUUUUGUAAAAUAAAAAUAAUUAUAAUAUAUUAAAUAUAGCUAAAUAUAUAUUAAUGAUAAUAUUCAAUUAGGUUUACAGAAUUCAUCUUUCUGCAAUUUUUGGUUGUUAAUAAAUAAUGUUGAAAAA
Phymastichus coffea is the source of this 1082-nucleotide messenger RNA. It is a transcript of the gene ND-24, whose product is annotated as NADH dehydrogenase [ubiquinone] flavoprotein 2, mitochondrial. NCBI's taxonomy places the organism in Eukaryota, Metazoa, Arthropoda, Insecta, Hymenoptera, Eulophidae. Gene Ontology annotation, biological process: mitochondrial electron transport, NADH to ubiquinone. The record is from RefSeq and is a predicted model, not a curated record. Gene Ontology annotation, molecular function: NADH dehydrogenase activity. The coding region runs from base 93 to 821 and encodes 242 amino acids. The transcript has 4 exons.